Molecule: messenger RNA, 1080 nt
Organism: Colletotrichum orchidophilum
Lineage: Eukaryota; Fungi; Ascomycota; Sordariomycetes; Glomerellales; Glomerellaceae
Exons: 4
Coding region: 1-1080 (359 amino acids)
Source: RefSeq, a predicted model, not a curated record
AUGGCGGGAACACUUAUACCUCCGUGGUAUGUGGCCUCGACGCCUACGAACGAUGAACAGAACAUAGCGACUUUGAGUACUUUUUCUUUUUACGUAAGUGCCUCGGAACUUUCGCUCGGGCGUUGUUUCCAUGCUAACAGUGUCGGUGAAGUUAUUCUAUGGUCUAUUCAGGUCCAAUGUCUCAUGCAAAUCAUCGUCAACCGAAUCGCAAUCUUGAUGCCGAUACCCGCACAGGCCACGCGACUGAAAUGGGGAGUGUUUGGCAUACUUUUGGCGGUCAAUAUCAGCGUCUUCUGCAUCUGGAUUCCAGCUCGUCUCCAGAUCAACUCGACCUAUAUUCACAUCAAUGAGAUUUGGGAUAGGAUAGAAAAGGGCAUAUUCCUUAUCGUGGAUGCCGGACUAAACCUCACCUUUAUUUAUCUGGUCAAAUCGCGGCUGAUUGCCAGCGGCUUGACCAAGUAUACGGCAUUGUUCAGGUUCAAUCUGGCCAUGAUUGGGGUCUCGAUGUCACUUGACAUCAUUCUCAUCGGACUCAUGUCUCUCCCAAAUACCCUCAUGUAUGUGACCUCUACUCAAAAGGCCUGUGCCACUGCUAACCGUUACAGUUAUGCUCAAUUCCACCCGCUGGCCUACCUGCUGAAACUGCACAUCGAAAUGGGCAUGGCAGAUCUGAUUGCAAAGAUCGUAAAGGCCUCGAACCCUAUGCGCCCCCAUGCCGAAUCAAGAAGAGACAGCAACGACAUAGCGCCAGACGCAAGCCAGAAGAACUCGCUUUCAAUGUCAAGGUCGAGGAGAUUUUCGAUGCCUUAUGUGGCUGGAAGAUGGAAGUUGAGCUCAGACACAGUACAGCCCAAAAGCAAAACCACAGGGCCAGAACUAGAGCUUGGUGUGCAGGCCAACACUUUCUCGGGAAGGGCAGCAGAGCCAGCAGCUGUGCCACGCCCUCGCUCGCUUUCCCGUCACAUAACCGAACCGGGUGGUAUACCUGGGCUGGAUAUGACGCGACAGACAAGGACCAGUCGUCAGGAUUCUAGUAGCACCGUUGGGGGCCAGAAUCAGGAUGUUGCGUGGUACGUUUGA